AUGUCGUCCAAGAAGCGCAGCGCGAGUUUCGUCAUCAACUCGGACGAUGGCGACGCCGUCGAGGCGCCCAAGGCCAGCAAGAAGAACAAGAAUGCCGUGUCGGCCAACGCGCCUGACGGCCGGGACGACGAAGGAAACCCCUUCUGGGAGCUCUCGAGCAAGCGCCGGGUCGGCAUUUCGCAGUUCAAGAACAUGUGUCUGGUUAACAUCCGCGAAUACUACGAAAAAGACAGCAAGAUGCUGCCCGGAAAGAAGGGAAUCUCCCUCUCGAUCGAACAGUACACGGCAUUGCUCAAGGCAGCUCCCGCUAUCAACGAGGUCUUGCGAACAAUGGGCCAAGAUGUCGCCGGUCUCGACGGUGCGGUUGUCGCGGAUACCGUGAAGCCGAAGAAGGAAAAGUCCAAGAGGUCCAAGGCCAACAUCGAGGCGACCAGCGACGAGGAGGACUAG
Molecule: messenger RNA, 450 nt
Organism: Purpureocillium takamizusanense
Lineage: Eukaryota; Fungi; Ascomycota; Sordariomycetes; Hypocreales; Ophiocordycipitaceae
Exons: 3
Coding region: 1-450 (149 amino acids)
Biological process (GO): positive regulation of transcription initiation by RNA polymerase II
Molecular function (GO): DNA binding; transcription coactivator activity
Source: RefSeq, a predicted model, not a curated record